Papaver somniferum (opium poppy) is the source of this 1677-nucleotide messenger RNA. RefSeq lists its product as uncharacterized. NCBI's taxonomy places the organism in Eukaryota, Viridiplantae, Streptophyta, Magnoliopsida, Ranunculales, Papaveraceae. The record is from RefSeq and is a predicted model, not a curated record. The transcript has 3 exons. The coding region runs from base 1 to 1677 and encodes 558 amino acids.
AUGAGUACGGUGAAUGAAUUUUCCAUAACAGGUACAAUAAACUCUAAACACAAUUCUACUUUCAUUACUCCUGUGCCUAAGAAGGAUCACAUAGAGACUAUCAAAUAUUGUAGACCUAUCUGUCUUCUAACUAGUGUGUACAAGAUCAUAGCAAAAGUUCUGGAUACAAGGCUAAAACUUGUGAUGGAUAAGCUUAUUUCCCCUGUUCAAUGUGCAUAUAUUGAAGGGAGACAAAUUAUUGAUGGUACCUUAAUUGCCAAUGAAUUGGUAGACUCUAGACUCAGGUCUGGAAAUGCUGGUAUUGUGUGCAAAAUUGAUCUUGAGAAGGAUUUCGACAGAAUCAAUUGGAAAUAUCUGGACUUUGUGUUAAAACAAAUGGGCUUCAGCAGGAAAUUAUGUAAUUGGUUGAAUUUUUGCUACUCUACUUCUUCAUUCUCAGUUCUUAUCAACGGAUCACCUUUUGGGUAUUUCACAAGUACAAGAGGUGUAAGACAAGGCUGCCCAGUGUCCCCUCUUCUGUUCAACAUUGCAAUGGAGGAUGAUACUAUAUUUUUUGUAGAUCAUAAAAAGGAGGAGUUGCAUAACUUAUUCUCAGCUCUUCAUUGUUUUGAGUUUAUUACCGGUUUAAAGGUAAACACAUCCAAAACUAGGCUUAUUACGGUUGGCGAUGUUCCUGAAUUAUCUUUAUGGGCUGAAGAAGUUGGGUGUACAACUGAUUCCUUACCUUUUAUGUACAUGGGAAUGCCACUCGGUGCAAAAUCAGGAUCAAAAGGAAUUUGGGACCCGAUCAUAGAGAAAUUUGAUGCUAGACUAUCCAUUUGGAGAAGGAUAUCAUUAUCUAAAGGAGGAAACAGAAUUGCAUUCUGGAAUGACAUAUGGUGUGGCCAGCAAUCUUUAACUACUUUAUCUCCAAACCUAUACAAACUGGCCAGAGACAAAGAUGUUAGGAUUGCCGAUAUGAUUUUUGUGGAGGGGAAUUGGAGGUUUGAUUUCAAACGUGUCCUAACUAAUUCAGAAGUUGGAGAAUACGCCACUCUCCUCACUGUCAUUGGUGAUAUUCCACCGGUUCGAGAUCAACUUUCAGAUACGAGAAGAUGGAAACUUCAUCCUUCAGGUGUGUUUUCCGUUAAAACUUUAUACCGUAAACUGGUCGAAUCAUAUGGAAUAGAAAAUUUCCCAUAUCUUUUUGUGUGGAAGGCUGUUGUUCCACCCAAAAUCAACCUCUUUGUUUGGAGUUUAGUUCACGGUAGGUUAAACCCUAAAGAUGUCCUCCUGCGUAAGGGAAUUGAGCUGGAUAAUUCAUGUGUCCUUUGUGGUGAUGAUUUAGAAUCUCAAAGCAACCUCUUCCUACACUGUAAAGUCGCUUUCAGAGUAUGGUCUCAACUGUUGCCCACCUCUCGAUAUUCUUGGGUAAUUCCUAAAUCGGUUAUGCAACUUUCUCUUUGUUGGCACAAUACAACCUUUACAAACAAUGGAAACUGUAUUUGGAAUUUGAUACCGGUAGCAAUCUUCUGGUCCUUAUGGAAAGAGCGCAACAACUGUACCUUUGAUGCAAACGAUAUCUUCAAGAUAUAUGACGAUCUGGUCAAUGAAGUUAAGACUUCUAUCCUCCUAUGGGCCGCAGCGGCUGGAAACAGAGUUCAUGUGAAUUUCUCUAGUGCUGUGAUUAAUGAUUGA